Anopheles aquasalis is the source of this 4412-nucleotide messenger RNA. RefSeq names its product mucin-2-like. Lineage: Eukaryota; Metazoa; Arthropoda; Insecta; Diptera; Culicidae. The record is from RefSeq and is a predicted model, not a curated record.
AUGCGCAUGCACACGUCCUUUGCAACAAAGAAGCGAUUGCUGCUACUGAAGAAGAGCAACUCUGCCGUCGCGCUGCUCUCCCUGCUCGUUACGUUCGGCACGGUGUCGGCGGACAUAUCGACGAUACUGCGGGGUGGCUAUACCGGUGGUAACAACAUCCUCCAGGAGGAUGGAUACCAUUACGACAAACCGAAGGUCCCGUUCGAGGAGCCACCGCGCAAGUGUGCGGUGACGGCCCAGAAUCCGGAUGGCAGCUGUGGUUACGAUUAUCCGAAACCGGACCAAUCGUUCACCCUACCGAACGAGUAUCUACCACCAACGGCGACCACGACGACGACCACUCCUCGCCCGACGACGACGACGACAACCAGACCAACAACAACGACAACACGUCGAACAACGACGACCACUAGGCCAACAACAACAACACCGCGCAGAAUUGUGACCACCACCAAGUGUGCUCUGUCUGCGCAAAAUCCUGAUGGAAGCUGUGGGUACGAUUAUCCCAAGCCAGAUCAAAGUUUUACUCUUCCGAAUCGAGUUUCAACGACCACUACACGAAGACCAACGACGACAACAACCCGAAGGACGACGACGACAACUCCGAGGCCAACCACAACGACGACUCGCCGCACGACGCCGUUCACAACCAGAACGACGACGACGAGGCCGCGCAUCGUAACGACAACCGAGAAGAAGUGUGCCGCAUCGGCCCAAAGUCCGGACGGAAGCUGUGGCUAUGAUUAUCCGAAACCGGACCAAUCGUUCACCCUCCCGAACCGUGUACCAACGACAACGACAACGCGGCGAACAACGACGACCAGCACCACCACGCGUAGGACAACACCGCCACAAGAGUAUCUACCGCCGACCACUACCACCCGGCGAACGACGACGCGUCCCACAACGACGACAACUAGGCGCACGACGACGACCACUAGGCCAACGACGACGACGCCUCGGAGAAUCGUGACAACCACCAAGUGUCCACUGUCGGCUCUGAAUCCAGAUGGCAGUUGUGGAUAUGAUUAUCCUAAGCCGGAUCAGUCGUUUACGCUUCCAAACAGGGUGUCAACAACCACUACGCGUCCAACGACGACUACUCGUCGGACGACAACUACCAGAAGGACAACCACCACCACUCGACCUACCACAACGACUACGAGACGCACCACAACUACAACCAGACCAACGACGACCACCACCAGAAGGACAACAACUCCAAGGAUAGUGACCACCACCAAGUGUGCUCCUUCGGCGCAAAAUCCUGACGGAAGCUGUGGCUAUGAUUAUCCAAAGCCAGAUAAUUCGUUCACCCUACCGAACCGUGUGUCAACGACCACGACAACCCGUAGACCAACGACGACGACACGUCGCACAACAACCACGACUCGCAGGACCACGCCUUCUCAGGAAUAUCUGCCUCCGACGACAACAACGCGACGUACCACAACGACCACGAGGCCAACUACGACUACUCGAAGGACGACAACAACCACACGUCCAACAACGCGCACCACUCCUCGCAUCGUAACGACAACCAAGUGUCCUCCGUCUGCUCAGAAUCCAGAUGGCAGCUGUGGGUACGAUUAUCCGAAGCCGGAUCAGUCCUUUACGCUACCGAACAGAGUGUCAACCACCACUACAAGGCCUACUACAACAACGCGUCGUACCACUACCACCACGAGGCCAACGACUACUACUACGCGUCGUACCACGACGACUACUCGGAGAACUACCACAACAACGCGUCCAACUACGCGGACAACUCCACGCAUCAUAACAACGACCAAAUGUCCACCUUCGGCUCAGAAUCCUGAUGGAAGCUGUGGUUAUGAUUAUCCGAAACCGGAUCAAUCCUUUACGCUACCAAAUCGAGUGUCAACAACCACUACUAGGCCAACAACGACUACCCGGCGUACAACAACGACUCGCAGGACAACACCACCUCAAGAGUAUCUACCACCGACCACUACCACCCGGCGAACAACAACGAGACCUACGACAACCACCACUCGUCCAACCACAACGACAACACGUCGAACUACCACAACCACUCGGCCAACAACACGCACCACACAGCGCAUCGUAACGACAACAAAGUGUCCGCUAUCAGCGCAAAACCCUGAUGGAAGCUGUGGUUAUGAUUAUCCGAAACCGGAUCAAUCCUUUACGCUACCAAAUCGAGUGUCAACAACCACUACUAGGCCAACAACGACUACCCGGCGUACAACAACGACUCGCAGGACAACACCACCUCAAGAGUAUCUACCACCGACCACUACCACCCGGCGAACAACAACGAGACCUACGACAACCACCACUCGUGCAACCACAACGACAACACGUCGGACUACCACAACCACUCGGCCAACAACACGCACCACACAGCGCAUCGUAACGACAACAAAGUGUCCGCCAUCAGCGCAAAACCCUGAUGGAAGCUGUGGUUAUGAUUAUCCGAAACCGGAUCAAUCCUUCACCCUCCCGAACAGGGUGUCUACCACUACUCCAAGGACUACUACUACUACACGGCGAACGACCACCACCACGCGCAGGACAACACCACCUCAAGAGUAUCUACCACCGACCACUACCACCCGGCGAACAACAACGAGACCUACGACAACCACCACUCGUGCAACCACAACGACAACACGUCGGACUACCACAACCACUCGGCCAACAACACGCACCACACAGCGCAUCGUAACGACAACAAAGUGUCCGCCAUCAGCGCAAAACCCUGAUGGAAGCUGUGGUUAUGAUUAUCCGAAACCGGAUCAAUCAUUCACGCUUCCAAAUCGCGUUUCCACGACCACUACUAGGCCAACAACGACUACUCGUCGGACAACAACGACACGCAGGACAACGCCGGCACAAGAGUAUCUACCGCCGACAACGACGACUCGUCGUACCACUACCACCACGAGGCCGACGACUACUACCACGCGUAGCACCACGACAACAACACGUCCUACCACGACGACUACUCGGAGAACUACCACAACAACGCGUCCAACAACGCGCACAACUCCGCGCAUCGUAACAACGACCAAAUGUCCACCUUCGGCUCAGAAUCCGGAUGGAAGCUGUGGCUAUGAUUAUCCGAAACCGGAUCAAUCAUUCACGUUGCCAAAUCGUGUUUCGACAACCACUACUAGGCCAACAACGACUACUCGUCGGACAACAACGACACGCAGGACAACGCCGGCAAAAGAGUAUCUACCGCCAACAACGACGACUCGUCGUACCACUACCACCACUAGGCCGACGACUACUACCACGCGUCGCACCACGACAACAACACGUCCUACCACGACGACUCCUCGGAGAACUACCACAACAACGCGUCCAACAACGCGCACAACUCCGCGCAUCGUAACAACGACCAAAUGUCCACCUUCGGCUCAGAAUCCGGAUGGAAGCUGUGGCUAUGAUUAUCCGAAACCAGAUCAAUCCUUUACGCUACCAAAUCGAGUGUCAACAACCACCACAACUCGACGUCCGACGACUACCACUACUCGUCCUACCACUACUACCACGCGGACGACAACACGCCGCACGACUCCACCGCAAGAGUAUCUGCCUCCAGUGACGACAACAACCACAAGGCGUACGACCCCGCGACCCACGACAACAACGCCACGGCCAACAACAACAACAACCAGCACCACCACUCGGCGUCCAACGACCACGACGACGAGGACGACAACGGAGAAAGGGUGCAGCGGAGCGGAGCUGAACCCGGACGGCAGCUGUGGCUACGAUUAUCCGAAGCCACCGAAUCCACUCACACUGCCACCAAAGACGACCCCGGCGCCCGAGUACCUGCCACCGGAGGAAUCGACCGGCUACUCGUACCCAAAGCCUGCCAUACCGUUUAACUUCUAGAAGCAUCGCGAUCACACAAUCCUUUCCUCAUCCCGAGAUUCUCCCCAAGAGUCACUGCCCUCCACCACACCGCACACGCCAGUAACAAGGAGCUCCCGGUAGUAGGUUAAUUUAGUUAGGAAACUAUCUAUCCCACAUUCUUUCUCUCCCUUUUUCUCUCUCUCUUUUAAUGUUAUUCUCAUCCUCAACUUCUCUCAUCUGCACUGCACCUUCGAUGUCCCGGAAAAGGAACUUAAAAAUACUCAUGAAAUCAAGUGGUUCGAAGUAGAAUAAGAAUUCGCGAGGUCCGCACUCCAACGGGGAGUCAACCAACCAGAUUACCAAGCGAUUACAGUCCAGAGCCAUUACUCAGCUCAGGCUCAGAGCGAUCGCUUCGCUGUGUUUUGUGUGUUCGUGUUCGAUUGUGUGCAGAAAUGCGUUCGGGAGAGAGAGUUUGUUAUCGACAAACAAACAUAUAAACCCCGUUGUGAAUAGUCUAUUGUAGGUGUAAGAUUGUGUUUUUGAAUAAAUAGACGAAG